This is a messenger RNA of Nannospalax galili (Upper Galilee mountains blind mole rat), 428 nucleotides long. Its product is annotated as protein CEBPZOS-like. The record is from RefSeq and is a predicted model, not a curated record. The coding region runs from base 20 to 262 and encodes 80 amino acids. Lineage: Eukaryota; Metazoa; Chordata; Mammalia; Rodentia; Spalacidae. The transcript has a single exon.
CGAGGGCGCACGCCUCGGGAUGGCUCGUACCAUAGAACCGCUGGCAAAGAAGAUCUUUAAAGGAGUUUUAGUUGCUGAACUUAUGGGUGUUUUCGGAGCUUAUUUUUUGUUUCAAAAGAUGAACACGAGCCAAGAUUUCAGGCAGACAAUGAGCAAGAGAUUUCCCUCUGUUUUGGAAGUUUAUUACAAAUCUAUUGAAUACUCUGGAUUGUAUGGAGUCAGAGAGAAAGAUCAAGAAAAAUGGCUGGAUAGUAAAAAUUAAGGAUUUGGUUACUGAUCAAGAAUUUACCCUUAGAAGAAAUACUACAGAACCUGGCAAAACUGAAAUUCCCAAGUUGACAUGGAUGGAAUUUGUAAUACUUAAGGCAAAAAUGUACAUUUUAAUUCAGAGGGGUUGCUCUUUGAACUUGGAAAAAGUUGAUUAAGUA